This is a messenger RNA of Aphanomyces astaci, 1704 nucleotides long. RefSeq lists its product as hypothetical. Gene Ontology annotation, biological process: transmembrane transport. Lineage: Eukaryota; Oomycota; Saprolegniomycetes; Saprolegniales; Verrucalvaceae. Gene Ontology annotation, molecular function: transmembrane transporter activity. The record is from RefSeq and is a predicted model, not a curated record. The transcript has a single exon. The coding region runs from base 60 to 1583 and encodes 507 amino acids. Gene Ontology annotation, cellular component: membrane.
AUUGUUGAAGGUCCUUUUAGUGGUGAGUAGCAUUAUUGUUCUGGCCAAGCAGCAGAACGAUGGGGUUCAAGCUCAACAACAUCGCGCACAUCUUCGCGCUGUUGUGCGCGAUCAACAUGCUUAACUACAUCGACAGAGGCAUCAUCCCUGGCGCCCCCGUGGAGUUCCAGGCGUUUGUCCAAGAGACUGUCGAGAAGCAGGACCUGUCCGCUGGGACGAUCCCCGCCGACCACAGCAACGUCAGCACGUACAUCGGUCUCCUCGUGUCUGCCUUCAUCGCGUCCUACUCUGUCUUCAUCUGCAUCUUCGGCUACAUGAGCAUGACCCGUCGUCCGUUCCUCCUCUCCGCCAUCGGGCUCUUCAUCUGGGUCAUCGCCAUCGUUCUGUGUGGCCUCGCCAAACCGCUCAAGAGUUUCUAUGUACUUCUCAUCGGUCGAUUACUCAGUGGCAUCGGCGAGUCGUCGUUCCACGCGACCACUCCGCCCUUCAUCGACGAAUUUGCGCCCCCCAAGUCUCGAACGUUGUGGCUCGGCAUCUUUUACUGCGGCAUCUCAGUCGGCACGGCGCUCGGGUACACGUACGGCGGCCUCAUGGCCAAGAUCUGGGACUGGGGGUUCUACCUCACGGCCAUCGUCAUGUUUCCCAUGGCGUAUGCGUGCUGGCAGUGGAUUCCUCUGCAUUACGACUACCCGUUGGCUCACAACGAGGACGCGGCCGACCACCUCCAGAACCGCAACAGCCUCAUGGGUCCUGGAGCGUUCAACCAGGCUGAGAUCCACGCCGAAGUGGCCAAGGAAGCGUCCGCUCUGGACAAGUCCCCGUCCGUACUGGCCGAGAUGUUUGGCAUCGUGAAGGACCCCAUGUUCAUCACCGCCACUCUGGGUGUGGCGGCGUAUUCGUUCACAUUAGCCGGCAUGGGCGCAUUUGCCCCAGCUAUUUUGAUCGGAUAUGGUAUUUUGAACGAAUCCAUCGCGUCCACAGCAUUUGGCGGUAUCGCCGUCCUCUCCGGCAUCAUCGGGUCGCCCUUAGGUGGAUGGCUCAUCGAUUACCAGAGCCGCGGCCACGAAGACGACGAAACAUUCCGUCUGUACGUGGCCGCGCGGCAGAUGAUUGUGUUUAUGAGCAUCGGCGUGGGCUUUGCGUUCCUGUCGCUGUUCUUCAUGGACAACUCGAUCGCGUUCCUCGGGUGUCUUCUGCUUGCGCUCACGUUUGUGUUUACGACCCAAUCUGCCCAGACGCUGGUGAUUCUGUACAGCGUGUCCAAGCACCGGCGGGGGUUUGCCAUGGGAUUGAACACGUUUCUGCUGCACUUGGUCGGGGACGUGCCGUCGCCCGUCAUCCUCGGCGCGCUCAAAGACAAGUGGGCGCCCAACUGCGGCAGCGUCUACAACGAACUGGACGAGGCCAAACUCAACCCCAAGUGCUCCCAGGACAAGGACGGACUGCGCAAUGUGCUGUUCUUCUCGUACGCGUGGCUGCUCUGGGCUGUGCUCACGUGGGCCGCGUCGUUCCUGAUUGCCCGCUACCGCCUCAACCACCGCAACACCAAGAGCCAAGAUGUCGAAACCCCCGUCGUCACAUAAAACGUUAGGUUUUUUAAUAUGUAGUCGGGCCAUAUUAUUGUCAUUUUACCCAAAAUUUGGAGUCUGGAUUUUUCACUAGUAGUAUCCGACUAAAAAAAGGAGUGUAAUGACAUGUGGCAUG